AUAGUCAUAUUUUAUUUGUUAAAUUGUGUUGGUUUUUUAUAAUCCAUACUGGGUGGAUUGUGUGUGUGAGACACAUAUUAUUGGAUGUAUGACUUAUUUCAUAAUGAAAAAAAUUGGAAAUAAAGCAGUGUGGCUACAAUGCUUUAAUUAUGUUUUCCAGUUGUUGCUGAUAUAUUAAAAAUACAAAUAAGCCAAAGGAAAGUUGACAAAAAACAUGAAAAGGAAAUAUGAAGAGAUGCUUAUCACCAUCAAUAAGCAGAGAAUUACAAAUCAAGAGUACAGUGAAAUACUGCUUCGUACCCACUUGAUUGACAGAAAUUAAAAAGUCCUUUAUCAGAUGUGUCUGUUGCAAAUCAUUUUCUCCUGGUCUGUGAGUUGUCUUCUCAUUCCCUUGACAAUAUCUUCUGCAGAGCAGAAGUUUUUAAUUUUAAUGAAGUCCAGCUUACCAAUUAUCUUCUUCAUGGGUAGUGCCUUUGGUGUUGUAUCUAAAAAGUCAUUGUCAUACUCAAGACCAUCUAGGUUUUCUCCUAUAUUAUCUUCUAGGAACUUAAAAGUUUUGACUUUUACAUGUACGCCUUUGUUUUAUUUUGAGAAUGUUUGUGCAGAAUGUAAGGUCUGUGUCUGGAUUCAUUUUCUUGUGGAUGUCCAAUUGUCCAGGAUCAUUUGUUGGAUAGAAUUUUCUCUGUUGUAUUACCUUUGCUCCUUUGUCAAAGACCAGUUGACUCUAUUUAAGUGAGCGGUUUCUGGGCUCUCUAUUCUGUUCCAUUGAUUGGUUUGUCUAGUCUUUCGCUAAUACCCACUGUCUUUAUUACUGUAGCUUUAUAGUAAGUCUUGAAGUCAGUGUCAGUCUUCCAACUCUGUUCUUCAAUAUUGUGUUGGCUAUUCAGGGUCUUUUGCCUCUUCGAGUAAACUUAUGAAUUAGUUUGUCAAUAUCCACAAAAUAAUUUGCUGGGAUUUUGAUUGGGAUUGCAAUGAAUCUGUUGAUCAAGUUAUGAUGAACUGACAUCUUGAAAUAUUGAAUCUUCCUAUCCAUGAAUGUGAAAUGUCUUUCCAUUUAUUUUGUUCCUUGAUUUCAUUCAUCAGAGUUUUAUAGUUUUCCUCAUUUAGCUCUUGUAAAUAUUUUGUUAGAUUUAUAUCUAGGUAUUUUUCUGAGUGCUACUGUAAAUGGUAUUGUGUCUUUAAUUUCAAAUUCCACUUGCUGGUAUGUAGAAAAGCAAUUGAUCUUGGUAUAUUACUCUUGUAUUCUGCAGUCUUGCUAUGAUGGCUAAUUAGUUCCAGGAGUUUUUUUGGUGAUAUGUUUUAUUUUUAAGUGGCCUGAUUUGUUUAUUGUUUGGGAGUUUAAAAAUUUGCAUUAUAAAUCUCAUAGUUAGGUUCUGUGAAAAUGCAAAAUGAAAUGGAAGCUGAAGUAUAGAAUUUGAGAGGCACUGUUAAUUCAGCUAAUGAGUGUAAUUGGGAGGUAAGCAAGCUCAAUGAUAUUUUCUGAUGGUGUGAAUAAAGAUCAGUAGUCAAUAAUAAAUUCCUGCUCCAAGAUACAGGAGGCUAUUUUUUGUUUCUGGCUAAAGUCAACAAUAUUAACAUUUUACUUUAGAUAGUACAGCUAUCUUUUUUUAAUUUUUUUUUAACCUGUCUCAUUAAAUUUUUACACCAACUCCAUGAGAUAAGUAGAGCAGGUAAUGUUUAAUCAGUUUGACAGGUGAGGAAACUGAGGUAUGGAAUAAAUAAUUGACAUGCUUGAGCUGGACAAAAGCAACUCUGGAACUGACUCCAGAGUUUUUAACUGUUAUUUGGAAAAUCUAAGUAAUAAGCUUGUAUUGCUUCAAAGGUCAAUAUGCAGAAUUUAAAAGUCUUAUUUGAGUUCAAAUACAAGGACAUAUCAUAAUUUCAUUUCCUGGGCAUUUUGUAAAGGAUAUCAUUUAUAGAUUUUAUUAAAUGUAUCAUGAAUGUGAGUUAAAUUCUCCAGUUGUCUUCCCUACAAUGUUAAUACUAACAUGGGCAAUACAAAAAGUAUAAUAGAAGUAUUAUUAUUCAGUUUAUAAUAUGACUUGUAUCUUCCUUUAUUGCUUUGAUCAGGCUGCUGUUAAAAUUAGGUUGCAUACAUUGAUUAAAGGCAAACUAGGCUUUGGGUAACAACCUUGGACUGUUCUGGAAGAUGGAAGAAAACAAUUGAGGGUAAACUAACAUUCUUGGAAAUAAGGGACUUCAUUCAGUUAUACUUUGUAUAUAGCAUCUUCCUAUGUAUCAGAUUCCUAUGUAUCUGUGAAAAUUUAAGAAAGAUGAAUCUCAUUUGAAAAUUCAACCACCAUUUUAUUUUAGGAGAGCAGAUACAACCAUAAAUCAAAUUUAAGACAUAUCAGAGAGUUCAUUUGUCUGCCUAGCUUGAUCAAAUUAGUUGAUACUUUUGAUAAUUAUCAAAUCAAGUUGAAAAAGAAACCAUGCUUUGUAUCCUAAGGCCUUACUUGCAGACAAAUGGCUUUCCUUAAAGAUAAAUUGAGAGCUAGGACAGUUUUUGUUAAAUAUUAACAAUAUGAUUGAAGAACUAUUGAAACUGCAUGAAGAUGGCUGUUUUUCCUGAGGCUUUUAAGAUAGAGAAGGGGGAGAAAACCUUAUAGAAUUAUUAAAGCUUAAUGUUAAUCAUUUGUUUUCUUAGAGAAAUCAUAAUUAUUUGUUGUUCACACAAAGGAAUUUUCCUUCAUUUUCUUUUUUACGUAGAUCCAUUUGAACCACAGCGGCGUCCCCCUGUGAAGAAAAGUCGACAACAACUUCAGCGAGAAAAAGCCCUUCAAGAGCAAAGCCAAAAGCUUGGACUGCAAGAUGGAUCAACCAGAUUACCUCCAGAGCAGCUGCUCUCUGCACCACAACAGAGAUUUAAUCCUCAAAAGCCACAGUUUUCUCCCCUUACUGCUCCUAGUCCUCUUACAAUCACGUCUCCUGUUGGUGAUGGAAAACCACGGGGUACUGAAAGUCAGCCAAGGGAACUGGGACUUGAAAAUUCCCGUGAUGGUCACACAAGUGCUGAGGUUGUACCUCCAAAGCCAGAUUGCAAAUUGGAGAAAAAGAAAGUGGAAUUGCAAGAAAAGUCUCGUUGGGAAGUCCUCCAACAAGAGCAGCGGCUAAUGGAAGAAAAAAAUAAACGUAAGAAAGCUCUUUUGGCUAAAGCUAUUGCGGAAAGAUCUAAAAGAACUCAGGCAGAGACCAUGAAACUGAAGCGGAUCCAGAAGGAGUUGCAGGCUUUAGAUGACAUGGUGUCCGCUGACAUUGGAAUCCUCAGGAACCGGAUUGACCAGGCCAGUCUGGACUAUUCAAAUGCUCGGAAGCGGUUUGACAGGGCGGAAGCAGAGUAUGUUACAGCCAAGCUCGAUCUACAGCGCAAGACUGAUAUUAAAGAGCAGCUCACCGAGCACCUUUGUACGAUCAUACAGCAAAAUGAGCUCCGCAAGGCCAAGAAGUUGGAGGAGUUGAUGCAGCAGUUGGAUGUCCAAGCCGAUGAGGAGGCUUUGGAGCUUGACGUGGAGGUGGAGAGACUGCUGCACGAACAAGAGGCAGAAGCAGGGAAACAGAAGGUUCAUGGAGAGAGGCCGUUUCAGCCUUCUGGGGAGACUGUGACAUCAGGAUCUGCUCAGAACAAAGAGCAUCAAGCACCAGCUGCUUGCCCAAAGGUGGAUGAACAAUGUGAAAAUCCCAAGAGCUCUCCCCUUCUCACUCCAGACCACCCAAGUCAGGAAGCGAAGACUACUGUACAUGAUGACAGUUCGGCUGCUCUGGCCACAUGAAGGGCCAGUGUUUAUUGUUUUUAGCUAAUAUGGUCUUCAGAAACUUUCUGUUGUAGAGUAUGCCAUGACCGCUGGUAAAUGCCUCUUUGAAACAAUAUUUGAAUCUAAGAUUAGUUUUAUAACGUGUUGGACCAUUCUAAAGUCUCAAAUAAUGAUAAUUUUAUACAUAGUUCACCUUGAUUUUGGUCUGGUUCCCUUAAAGUACCCUUAUUUUGGGUGAAAACAAGUGACUUCAAAGGAUAGAAGAAAAAGUACAUGGGUAUGACCAGGUCAAUACAGAAAAGUAAAAUGAAAAAUGAUAACCUCUCAUCAAACUCAUUUAACUUCCAGGAGAAGUGCUGAGACUGAGAAUCCUCUUUUAUGUCAUCAGUAAAAAGAGACACAAAUAUUAAAUGUGAAGAAGAGAACAAACAUCUAACAAAAGUAAUAUUUGGCACUUACUAUUCUCUCUCCGGAUCUUACUCCAUUGCAAAACACAGCUUUGAGGUUACCAGACAGCUUAAGCCAACAUUACUUUUCUAUUCACUUUGCCUUUUACAUGGCUUUAGUUUACAGCCUGAGUUUGGAUUCGUUGAUACACACAAACAUAUAUAUAUAUAAUUUCACUAUUAAUAUAUUGUCUUUAAUCAGCACAUUGAUUAAAUUUAGACAAUGAAAACAUGUCUACAGUAAGGCUGAAAAUAAUACAGAAAAUCUUGCUACUUCUGAUUAUGAAAAAAAAUUAAUACAUUUUCUAAAGUUACCCGUAAGUAUGUAUUUUAUAUGUUGGAUAUAAAUUAUCCUGUCAUAAAGCAUUUAAAUUGUUAAAAUGAUGAUUUUCUUAUUAUUCUAAUAGUUUAUUAAUUACCAUCACUAAUACUUGACCACUACAUUGUGAUGUGAAUAUGUAAGUAAAUAUUGUAGUUUUAUUACAAAAUCUGUGAAUAACACAUUCAAUUCUGGUUUAUCAGAAAUUCCAAAUAGUAAAAUCAAGCAUUUUAAGUCUUAAAAAGAAGAAAUAAAAGAUAAGGACAAAUGUAAUAUUGUAUCCAUAAUAAUUUCUGAAAAAGAAUUUUUAAAUGAGUUUGAGGAUAUUAUUUUCUAGUAAUGAGGAUGAGCUCUGUAUUUUUGUAUUAUGUAAUUUGAAAUUAUAGCUUUCCAUUACUGGCUUCUCUAAACAGAGGCAUUUAUAUAGUUUGUUUUUAUUUAUGAAUGACAUGCAUGCAUAAAAUCUGAAAGCUUCAUUGUCCAAUAUACUCCUAUUUUUCUAAGGAAUAAACAAAUCUGAUGCAUUUAUAA
Miniopterus natalensis is the source of this 5048-nucleotide messenger RNA. It is a transcript of the gene GORAB, whose product is annotated as golgin, RAB6 interacting. The record is from RefSeq and is a predicted model, not a curated record. Gene Ontology annotation, biological process: non-motile cilium assembly. Lineage: Eukaryota; Metazoa; Chordata; Mammalia; Chiroptera; Miniopteridae.